AUGGACACGUCGGCGUCCCCUAGUCCCAGCUCGUCCGCGCCGGAGCCUCGGCAAUGGGCCGGCGGUCGCCCCGGGCUGGGGUCCGCGGCGCUUGAGCUGGCCUGCAAGGUGCUCUGCGUCGUGGCGACGUGCGCCUUCGCCGCGGUGGGCUCGCUGGUUGGGGCGGUGUCGGGGUCGGUGAUCGGGCUGGCGACGGAGAGCGGGGUGGUGCGGGGCGCUGGCAUCGGCGCCAUCUCCGGCGCCGUCUUCUCCAUCGAGGUCGCCGAGUCGUCGCGGGACCUCUGGCACACCAGCGACUCCUCCGUCUGGAGCGUCCUCUUCAUGGUGGACAUCAUCCUCAGCCUGCUGAGCGGGAGGCUGGUUCGCGAGAAGGUGGGGCCGGCGGUGCAGAGCGCCGUGCAGAGUCAGAUAAGCGCCAUAAGCUCGCCGUUCACGGAGCCCAGCGACCUGUUCGAGACCGGCGGUGCGAGGGGGCUGCCGGCGCACGCGCUCCGGCGGCUGCCGGCGAUCAAGGUCAGCGCGGACACCGCGGUGGACGAGGCCGGGGAGGCGCUCUGCUGCUCGGUGUGCCUGCAGGACCUUGAGGUGGGCGAGUCGGCGAGGCGGCUGCCCGGCUGCCGGCACGUCUUCCACGCGCCCUGCAUCGACCGCUGGCUCGUCAGGCACGCCUCCUGCCCGCUCUGCCGACGAGACAUCUGA
Messenger RNA from Triticum turgidum subsp. durum (durum wheat), 699 nucleotides. NCBI's taxonomy places the organism in Eukaryota, Viridiplantae, Streptophyta, Magnoliopsida, Poales, Poaceae. The record is from the annotation of a GenBank genome assembly.